AUGGAAAAAACUGAAAUUCGGGCAGUGAUAAAAUAUCAAUAUUUGAAAGGCUUAAAACCUCAAGAAAUAAUAAAUAACUUCAAUAAAACUUUGGGUUCCUCUGCUCCAUCGAAAACAACUGUUUACGAUUGGUAUAAUGAAUUCAAACAUGGUCGUUCAAGCACAAGUGACGCAGAACGUUCAGGAAGGCCAAAAGAGGUCUCAACUGAAGAAAUGAUCGAAAAAAUUCAUGAUAUUGUGAUAGAAAAUGGUAAAAUCAAAGUUCGUGAAAUUGCUAACCGUGUAAACAUUUCUUAUGAACAUGUUUUUAAUAUUUUACACAGACAUUUGGAAAUGAAAAAGCUUGCUGCCAGAUAG
Messenger RNA from Hydra vulgaris (swiftwater hydra), 357 nucleotides. RefSeq names its product protein GVQW3-like. The record is from RefSeq and is a predicted model, not a curated record. Lineage: Eukaryota; Metazoa; Cnidaria; Hydrozoa; Anthoathecata; Hydridae.